AGGCAACCAAAGAAACCUGGUAAAAUGGAGUUCAGGAAUUCAACUUUAGGAAGUGGCUUCAUCUUGGUAGGAAUCCUGAAUGGCAGUGACUCUCCUGAACUACUCUGUGCCACAAUUACAUUCCUGUACACACUGGCACUGACCAGCAAUGGACUGCUGCUCCUUGUCAUCACAGUAGAUACCCGGCUCCACGUGCCCAUGUACCUUCUACUUGGGCAGCUCUCUCUCAUUGAUCUCCUCCUGACAUCAGUCAUUACUCCCAAAGCUGUCAUGGAUUUUCUUCUGAGAGACAACACUAUCUCCUUUGGAGGCUGUGCCCUUCAGAUGUUCAUUGAAUUGGUACUGGGUGGUGCAGAGGACCUUCUUCUGGCUUUUAUGGCCUAUGACAGGUAUGUGGCCAUUUGUCAUCCUCUGAACUACAUGAUCCUCAUGAGUCCAAGAGUCUGCUGGCUCAUGGUGACUGCAUCAUGGAUCCUGUCAAUCCAGAUGGCCCUGGGAUUUACCAUCAACACAAUGCAUUAUUCUUUCUGCAAAUCGAGGCAUAUCAGACACCUCUUCUGUGAGAUCCCUCCCUUGCUGGAUUUGGCCUGUGCAGACACCUCUAGUUAUAAGCUUGUGGUUUAUUUGGUAGGUGUGUUCAUGUUAAUUCUCCCUCUUACUGCCAUCUUUUUCUCUUAUGCACGGAUUUUGUUCACUGUUCUCCACAUGCCUUCAAAUGAGAGCAGGAAGAAAGCCCUUGUUACCUGUUCUUCCCAUAUGACUGUUGUAGGCAUGUACUAUGGGGCUCUCACAGUCAUGUAUUUCCUACCAAGUUCCUACCACAAUCCCAAGCAAGACAAUAUCCUUUCUGUUUUCUACACAAUUGUCACCCCAGCUCUAAACCCACUCAUCCACAGCCUGAGGAAUAAGGAAGUGACUGGGGCUCUGAGGAAAGUCCUGGGAAAUACUUGUUGCCACCACCCCAUACAUUUAAGGUAGUCCCAGAAUCUUUCUUCUAAAUUUAAUUAGUCCUCCUGAUCAGAAGACUUCUGCUCUGAAAUACUCUUGAAAAA
Molecule: messenger RNA, 1052 nt
Organism: Mus musculus (house mouse)
Lineage: Eukaryota; Metazoa; Chordata; Mammalia; Rodentia; Muridae
Gene: Or2ag15
Product: olfactory receptor family 2 subfamily AG member 15
Exons: 1
Coding region: 25-978 (317 amino acids)
Biological process (GO): signal transduction; G protein-coupled receptor signaling pathway
Cellular component (GO): membrane; plasma membrane
Molecular function (GO): olfactory receptor activity; G protein-coupled receptor activity
Source: RefSeq, marked validated